AUGAACGAACGAAAGGCGGUGUUCAAGGCCGAGUUCAAAAGCGAACUGGGCCCACUGCAUCAUAUCGACAAGGAUGACGAGUUCUGUAGUCGGCUAAAGAAGAAGACCCGGGUAUACUGUAACAACAGCAGUGAUCGUAUGUUGGGAGUAUGGUUGAUAUACUUUGUGGUAUCUAUUGCACUAUGUAUGAACGUGUAUGUGCUGUUGAAUCGGGUGGAUACGAUAUUCUAUCUUCGACUGUAUCAGUUGGUAUGUUGCGGUAGGGUUGGGGUGUGGAAAGGAAAGUUAUGGUACUAUGGGGGUACUGUAGGAGAAUUUUGUAGUAGGGUAAGGUUGGGCAGGGUAAGGUGGGGUAUGGGUGUUGGCGGGCGUAGUUAUUUUAGCUAAAUUUUCAAAAUUUAAAAUUUUUUUUUAAAUUUUAAGAAUUUUUCAAUGCCAUUCUUUAUAGGUGGUAUCGGUGAUAAUGCUCAUAACAACCAUAGUAAUGGCCGAAUUCAUGUGGUUUGCCAGGUGCAAUGUGGCAAAAUUGUACCGUCCGCAUACCGUACCACGCCCAAUGUUGUUCAGUGGCUUAAUGCUUACUGUAGGCAUUGUACUGGGCUACGCUUACUUCGUGGUCUUCAACCUGACUUUUCAGGUAAGUCUUACUGUAACUUUUAUAAAAUUUAGUUUUAUUUUACCUUGGGUUAGCUUGAGUUUGCCUAGCUCAGAGCGUUAGCCCAGAGCCCUAGCCCAGAGUUCUAUCCCGCAACUUUAGCCCAAAGCCAUAGACUAGCCCCUAGCCCUAUUCUUAACAAGGAAUGAAAAACUAGCCGGGCCCACUUUUCAAGCUUAGCUCGUUUUCAUUUUUACCUCAGGCCGGCCGGGUCGAUUUUUUUACGUGCAGACGGGCCUGGCUUUUCGGAUCUUGAUUUUUCAGCCCGGCCCGUCUUAAAUUUAGCUCAAGGCCGGUUCUUUUCUCACCCCUACCCCUACCUUACCUCUGUCCUUAUCCAAUAUUACCUCUACUCCUACUCAUAUCCUCAAUUCAGGACUGUGACGAGCUGGUAGACGCUCACGAUCCUCAAGAAGUUUGGUUGGAGAUCAUAUACGAUGUGACUAUGAUCUGGUUUUGCAUUCUCAGCUUUGUCUACCUAAUGCAACGAUCUUAUUACGGAACAUUAAACCAGAAAAUGGAUCAGUUACGACGUUUAUGGAUCAACGCUGCCGUUUACAUUGUAUGGUUACAGGUGGUGGUCAACAAAGGGUACUUGAGCCAUCAGGUGGGCCUACUACAAUAUAUUUUGAGGUUUUGAAAAAAAAAUACAAAUUUAUUUGAUUUUUUAUUUUAAAAUUGAUUUUUUAGAUAAGUUGGCUGUAAAAAUUACUUUAUUUGAAAAAAAAAUAAAAAAAAGCGUUUUAUUGUUUUCGUUGUGGGACCUACAUUGACGUGUUUUGUCAAUUUACUGUUUAAAUGUGAUACAAGUUGUCAAAAAUAGUUUAAAAUAGCAUAUUUUAUUUAUUUGUAUUUACAAAAAAUAAAAAGAAUUUAUUUAUGAACAAAAAUGUAUUUUCGUUUUGGGACCUAAGUCACUAUGACGUUUUUAGAUGAAAUUUUUUUAAAAACAAUAUUUUUGGUAUUAAUAAUUCCAUAAAAUAUUAUAUUCAUUUCAAAAAAUUUAAAAAACUCAAAUAAACGUUUUUUAGACUAAAAUAAGUUUUUCGUUGUGGGACCCAAAUCACUAUGAGGUGUUUGCCUGUUUUUUCGUCAAAACUCUACUAAACUGACAAAAUAUAAUUUAAAAAUGAUAUUGUUUCACAUUUUCAAACUUGCUCGAUUUUUACCACAAGAUUUCAGACGUUAUGCCAACGAAAAGAGCUGAACGGUUCAAUGUGGUGUCCAGGCGUUCAACGUCAAUAUGUUUGUAACACCUCUCAGUUGGCUGGUACUCGUCAAGUAUGGUACUACUUGAACAAAGGGCUGUUGAGCUCGGCUGUUACAGCAUGUGCUUCUGAAUUCUUCCCAGUGGUAUUGGUGGCACAUUGGCUAGUUUGUGGCGGCGCUGAGGAACGGGCGGAGGAUUUGAUUCGACGCCAGAGGGUAAAUUUUUCCUUAAAUUUUUAUUUUUUUGUCAGAGAAAUAAAGCUGUGCGUAUUUUACAAAAAAUUAAAGCAUUUUAAAGUACUUAUUACUGUACUUUCAGCAAAAAAAGAGCGUCCGCCGGGUACUACAACGCUUCAUAACAGACAUAUCUCGAGUCGUGGGCGGCCGAACCAAGAAACUUCCAAUGCCACCCCUAUUUACAUCGCCAUUACUUCAAAGUUUGCUGAUAGUAGCGGCGUGGAUAUCCGGUAUAUUUGUUGUGAUACAAUGGUUUGUCCGGUUUUACUACACUAUAUUGUUUGACACUCUGCAUUCACAAGGUUGGAUGGUCGAUUACUAUGUCCAAGUGGGGGUUGGGAUCAUUCAGGUUAUUUUUCAUGCUAUGGUAAGUAUUUGGAUAUUUAUAUGAUUUGAAACGUGUUUUUGGGAAAAAAUUCAAAUUUUGAUUUUACCGCCAAAUUUGGCAUUCUGUUGCAAGGGUGUUUUAUGGCUUUCUAUAGGUUUUAAGCUAAAAAUUAACAUUUUCUUUUUGUUUUUGGUCGUUUUAAAGCGCUUUUUUGCAACAUAAAUUCAAAUUUCAAUUUUUCCGCCAAUUUUGGCGUUCUGUUACAACUAGCUUUUUAGACUUUUUAUGAUUAAUAAAGCAAAAAUUUGUCAUUUCUAGAUACGAAAAUGUUUAAAAAAAUCUUGAAAUUUUGAAUUAAGGUCAAUAAAAUAUGACAUUUAGGUAUUUCACUGGGCGGCCAAAGUGGAAGAACGUCGCUUCGACGCCUAUCACAAGGCUGAAGCUCGAGGCGAUGUUGUCCUAAUACUCGGAUGUUGCAUCUUAUUGACUAUCAAGUUUGUUCUACAAGUUGUGGAGAUGGAUUACCAGAAAAACGACGGAUUUUUAAUGAAAACUGGCUUCAUUAUGAAGGUUUUUGGGCUUCUAACCACUACUGUGAGUCAUUUUUGCUUAUUAUAAGCUUUCAUCAGGCUUUAUGUUAAACAAAAAUGAUCUUCUUUAACAUUUUUGCGAUAUUUUUAUUGUUUUUAUCACCUAAAAAUUAAAAAAAAUAAAUAGAAAAGGUGAAAAAGUGCUCUUGACGAGAGUGGGAUUCGAACCCACGCCUCCGGGGAGACUGGUGCCUAAAACCAGCGCCUUAGACCACUCGGCCAUCUCGCCACGGUGAGCCCUUUUGUAUAAAAUAGGGAUCGCCUUAGGGCAAAAUAGGUUUAAAAUGAUUUUAAAAUUGAAUUUCAGCUUAAAAUUUUGAAAUUUAAAAAUUUUCAAAAAUUCUUCAAAUUUCAAAAAUUUUAAAAAAUUAAAAAAAACGUGUUUCAGGGCUCCCAAUGGCUCCAAUUCAUGUCAUUGCGACGUAUUUUGGCGUUGAGUAAUCGUGACAUUCGGUCGAGUCGGCGGUUUUUGCCAAGUAUUGCCAUAGCCUCUUUUAUGGCCAAUGUUGUCAACUUUGGCCUAACCUACUUCGAGACCACCAUCAUCAAGUAUCAGAUUGGGCAUGAGAAGGAGUUUGGUUUUAGUGCGGUGACAUUGAUGAGUAUGAUUGUUACUCAAAUCAUCUACCCGGCCGAUUACUUGUACGCUUUUACUGUGGCUGGAUGUUGGAUGGACCUGAUCUAUAGGUAGGUAUUACUGUAAGGUGGUAGGGAAGGUAGGGUAGGGUGGUGUAUUUAAAGUUUUUUACUUAUAAAUGUUUUAGGUACACCAGAAUAGGCUAUUUCCAACUAGGCCCCCCUCAUCUUGAUCAACAGCUAGAGUUCGACCUGUUCGAAGAUCGUCGAAACUCGUUAAAAGUACCGAGAAAAGCCUCCAAGUACCGUCAUUCAAUGCCCGACAUCGGAAUUAAUGGCUGUGAUAGUGCGUAG
This is a messenger RNA of Bursaphelenchus okinawaensis, 3949 nucleotides long. NCBI's taxonomy places the organism in Eukaryota, Metazoa, Nematoda, Chromadorea, Rhabditida, Aphelenchoididae. The record is from the annotation of a GenBank genome assembly.